This is a messenger RNA of Alternaria rosae, 977 nucleotides long. RefSeq lists its product as uncharacterized. Lineage: Eukaryota; Fungi; Ascomycota; Dothideomycetes; Pleosporales; Pleosporaceae. The transcript has a single exon. The coding region runs from base 57 to 740 and encodes 227 amino acids. The record is from RefSeq and is a predicted model, not a curated record.
CUUAGAGCCGCACGCGACGUGUCCCAAACCACCACACUCCCCAGAUACACAUCACCAUGUCUACCGGCAACAGGAAAGAGCGACGCGCCAAGGAGUCCAAAGCAAGCGCGAAUGGCAAGGGAAGCGGCUUCCAGCCCACCAACGAGAUCGAUGAAGAUGGCGUCGAGAUGAUUCUGAAGCAUCCCGACUUCUCCAAGCCAACGGGCAAGACACUUUUCGACUUGGCCGAAGAGAGGCAGCGAGAACUAGACAAGAUAAACGGUAGAACGCGAGUUGUCAAAGUGCCAGUAACGUCCACACCUGCAUCGCCUGACGAUGUUCCUCCGAUCGGCCCCCUCGGAGACUCCAUCCUCUACUCCAUCUCCAUGGCAAUCCUCCACCUUACCCUCGACGUCCUCGUAUACAGCCAAUACCGGGAGGAUAUACUCUGGAACGAGAUCAUGUGGCGAGCUUUUGCAGCGUGGCCCAUAUUCAUCCUAGCAGUCUACCUCACCCACGUCGACUUUGCAUACCGAUUUCCCAUACUUAGAGACGCUACAUUCUUUGGAGGAUCUGUCGUUGCGGGGUGCUAUCUGAUAUACUCUGGCAACAAACACGGCUACUUCUACGUCAUGAAGUCAGCUCCUCCAGUUGGUACGCUCUGGAUCUGGAGCGUUGUGGAGAUGAGUCUGCCAUUUGCGGCCACAAGCGUGGCUGCUGUGCUUGGAUACAUCUGGUGGAAUGGGUUUGAGUUCUUCUAGAGCCGUCGCAACCGCAGUUCACAUGGGCAUACCGUACACGGAGUGAGCUACGUCCACUGCUGACUGGUAUCAUUUACGCGUACGCAUGUGUCACUAACGAGCAAAUGGAAUAUUCUGAGAGCUUCAUCGGUGUUCAGUUCUCCUUCAGCCUGCAGCGUUGCCACUCGUAACAGCGAAGUAACAACACACCUGGGCAUCUACAUGUACUCUCACGUGAGAAAUCUAACGCUGCUCGGC